Messenger RNA from Schistocerca piceifrons (Central American locust), 2599 nucleotides. RefSeq names its product sphingolipid delta(4)-desaturase DES1 (gene ifc). Lineage: Eukaryota; Metazoa; Arthropoda; Insecta; Orthoptera; Acrididae. Gene Ontology annotation, cellular component: membrane. The record is from RefSeq and is a predicted model, not a curated record. The transcript is spliced from 6 exons. Gene Ontology annotation, biological process: ceramide biosynthetic process. Gene Ontology annotation, molecular function: sphingolipid delta-4 desaturase activity. The coding region runs from base 635 to 1453 and encodes 272 amino acids.
UAUGAUUAAGUAUGGACUCGGUUUAAGCGUGAAGACUUUAGGAAGUUGUUUUACAGUCAUUGAAAACGCGCAUUAUGUGGACAUCGUCGUAUUAUACGCUCUGUUCUUGUGACUCGCUGCUGCUCAAAGAGUAUGGGUGUAACUAAAUAUGAGGUCACUCGCGUGUUACAUCACGUACCUCGUAACUAGACUGUGUACAGGUCUUUGAGUCGAGAUAUCGUUUGUACACAGUUUUAUACCAGCGGAACGGUUCUGUCGCAGUUUCUUCUGAAGACGCUUGCUACCGUAUGUUCGUAGUGUUGGAAAUGCCUUUUCUUGCCCGAAUGCGUUAGUUCAUUGGUUUGCCAAUGUGUUCGCAAUGGGUGACGGUGUGUUUUGCGUGUUUACAUUGUGAAGGUGUACGUUCCUGUUCAUCGUCGUAAGGUUAACCGUAUGUGACUAAUAAAAUUGCAGGAAGUGAUAUUUGAACUAAUAAAUUAUUUCGCAUAGUCCUACGCCAUUCAGCUAACCAAUCUGAAAUUAUGAACGCCAGGUCUCAGACACUAGAACUGACUGUAGAACCCAGGCAGCAAAAUACCCACAGAUAAAGAAGUUAUUUGGUUAUGAUCCUAAUUUCAAGUGGGUUGUAACAGGCAUGGUACUUGUGCAGUUCAUGAUGUUAUUUGUCAUGAAAGAUCAGUCAUGGCCAAUGAUAUUUUUGGUUGCAUAUGUUUUUGGUGGUGUGAUAAACCAUUCAUUAAUGCUUGCUAUUCAUGAAAUUUCACAUAAUUUGGCGUUUGGACAUGCACGACCAUUAGCUAAUAAAGCAUUUGGGAUAUUCACAAACUUGCCUAUUGGUAUACCAUUUUCAAUCAGUUUUAAGAAGUAUCACCUGGAGCAUCAUAGGUACCAGGGUGAUGAAAUGAAGGACACUGACAUACCAACCUACUUGGAGGCGAAGCUGUUCUGCAAUACGUUUGGAAAAUUUUGCUGGUUGUGUUUGCAACCAUUUUUCUAUGCUUUGAGGCCAGUUAUUAUUUACCCAAAGUCGCCAACGACUUUGGAAAUAGUUAAUGUCAUUAUCCAGCUAAUCUUUGAUGUCUUCGUUUAUUACUAUUUUGGGGGCAAAGUACUAGUGUACUUAAUUGCUGGAUCAUUAUUGGCAAUGGGGCUGCAUCCAGUUGCUGGGCAUUUCAUUUCCGAACAUUACAUGUUUCGAAAAGGUUACGAGACAUACUCGUAUUAUGGGUGUCUUAAUUGGAUAACAUUCAAUGUUGGCUAUCACAAUGAGCAUCAUGAUUUUCCUGCAGUUCCUGGAUCACGUCUUCCAGAGGUGAAACGGAUAGCAGCGGAAUAUUAUGAUAACCUACCACAGCACAAUUCUUGGGUUAGUGUUUUGUAUGACUUCGUCAUGGACCCUGAUAUUGGACCUUAUGCACGCAUAAAAAGGAAAAACAGAGGAUUGAAAUCAUGAGUUGUAUUACUUUGAUGCUUUAUUCUUGAAUAAAUAUGUUAUCAGUGUUUUCAGCUGAAAAGUCGUAGACUGUUGGAAAUUUUUUUGAUGAGAUUAAUUUGUUAUUUCAUAUUGUGAAAUGUGUGGUGAAUGACCUGUGUGAAUUGGAAAACUGUAUUGACCUGGACUAAAUGUUGAUUAUUACAGAUACUGUGAUGCACGUUACAAUUAUUGACGGGAUCUGUUAUGCUGUUCAACUAGGUCUUGCCAAAAUUGUCUAUGGUGUACAGUGCAUGUUAGACUUCAUGUUCGUAUGUGAAAAUUUAGAACAAAAUCACUGUUUUAAAUAAUGAAAUAUUGUAUGGUAACUAACAUUUUUUUGCUGCUUUGGGAACUUAUGUCAGCAAAAGUUAUUUGUAACUUGCAGGGUUGAUAUCUUCAAAUUUGUUUUAACAAUAACUUGUUAAGAUGUGUAAAUGCUGUAUUUUAAUGAUCAUACAUCAUUUUUGGGUUUUUAAUUUUUCCUUUCACUUUUUUAAACUGAUCAUUUGUAAUAUGCCAGUAAUGUUUUCCACUGUUACCAAGUUAUGCCUUGAAAAGCACAAAUCUCUAUUUUUUAUUGUGUGUGUGUGUGUGUGUGUGUGUGUGUGUGUGUGUGUGUGUGUGUGUAAAGCAGACAGAAAUCUGUGAACUGACAUUUUUCUAAUGUAAGAGAUAAAUCCAUUAGUUGCUCACUGUCAAAAAUGUAUUUAUUGCUGGUUUACUAUGUUAAUUUCUAAGAUUUGAAUGUAAGUUAAUUAGCCCUUACAUGUAAAACAUAAAAGGCUGAAAAGGCUGGUUAUCUUUUCUAGUCACAUGUUGAUCAGUGAGGGCAGGAAAUGAAUCUGAAGCAUGAGCUGCAUUUAGUAUUGUCUUUGUCAUAAAUAUUUGUUUGCAUCAAAGUAUAUGAAAUUGCAUCUAUAUAAAAUUAGUUAUGCUGUGGCUUAUUCAAAAUUACAUGUUUAGCUCAGUAGUAGUUGUACUCUUAUUGUAACUUUCUUACAGGUGUUUAUAUUCUGGUAUGCAUUUUAAUUGGUAUUUUGACCUGUUUAGAGCUUUAAUUUUUGCUACUUAUAGCCAUGAGUGCUGUAUGUGAGCUAUUUUUGACAUUAAAAACGUACAAAUAAA